AUGUCCGCCCUCAGAGACCUCCUCGACGCUUGGAUCUCAUUACUCCAGCACGCUAUCAUGCCCAACCGUGCCCCAUUGUAUCAGAGACUAUGCGAUCUAGUCACACGCAGCGAGCAAUUCCGCAGGGCCCAAUGCUGUGGGAACUUCGAGGAGAUACAAGCAGCGCUGGCGUCGGAGUGGAAGUUCGUCGGCAGGGUCUCGCCGAUACUGGCCAUAGCCGCUGCACUAGUAGUAACGCGACUGCCCGGCCGGGGCACCGCAACAGACGACGCUGCCGAAUUGACGUCGGCAUGCUUAAUGCUGUCCUCUGACGCGUCCCUGCUGAGCUUCGGAACGGCCAUAUUCUUCACGAUCUUCUAUAUGCCAGAGGGCAGUACGAGCCCGUCUGAGUUCGCGGAAGGCCUACACUGA
This is a messenger RNA of Peniophora sp. CBMAI 1063, 411 nucleotides long. The record is from the annotation of a GenBank genome assembly. NCBI's taxonomy places the organism in Eukaryota, Fungi, Basidiomycota, Agaricomycetes, Russulales, Peniophoraceae.